Molecule: messenger RNA, 542 nt
Organism: Paramuricea clavata
Lineage: Eukaryota; Metazoa; Cnidaria; Anthozoa; Malacalcyonacea; Plexauridae
Source: the annotation of a GenBank genome assembly
AGUUGCGCACGAUCUUGAUCGAGAUUGAGUCAACGUUAAAUAAUCGUCCAAUUAUGUACAUAUAUGAUGAUGAAGAAGGGAUAUCCUACCCCCUUACGCCAUCUUGUCUACUUUAUGGACGGAGAACGACUACUACGCCAAACGACCGCCAGUUCGAGAUAGUGAACACAAACGAGUCUUUGACCAGACGAGCUCAACAUCACAAAACUCUACUAAAGGAAUUCACUAAACAAUGGAGACGAGAAUAUCUGCUAAGCAUUCGUGAAGCAGCGAGCUCGAGUAACAACGGUACAAGGGACGUAAUUGUCGAAGGAGACAUUGUAAUUUUGAAGAACGAGAGCACGAAACGGUUAUUUUGGAAAAUAGCGAAGGUCGAAGAGCUUCUUCGAAGUAUUGACGGUGUUGUAAGAUCAGCGAAGGUUCGAGUGUUGAACAGUGAGACUCGAAAGCCUAUCAUCAUACGAAGACCUAAACAACAUUUAAUCCCAUUGGAAGUUCGCCCGAAAUUCGGUAACAAGGAUAAAGAAAAACUAGCUAGUUGA